Molecule: messenger RNA, 2955 nt
Organism: Guyanagaster necrorhizus
Lineage: Eukaryota; Fungi; Basidiomycota; Agaricomycetes; Agaricales; Physalacriaceae
Product: Nop14-like protein
Exons: 8
Coding region: 22-2703 (893 amino acids)
Biological process (GO): maturation of SSU-rRNA
Cellular component (GO): Noc4p-Nop14p complex; nucleolus; small-subunit processome
Source: RefSeq, a predicted model, not a curated record
CUCUCGUAGUUCUCAUCUAGCAUGGCAAAAGGGUCUCAGCUUUCACAGCUGAAAUCCGCACUUUCCCAAGCGGGUGUCACUGGGAGACCUCAAGGUAUGAAACGCAAGCGGUCUACAAACCAAGCCAAUGACAAGGCGAAGCGCGAAAGUAAACUUGCUGAAAUUCAUCAGAAGCUAAAUCCCUUCGACACCAAAGUUACGAAGUUGAAACAUGAUGUCGGUGGCCGUAAGCUCAAAGGUGUCACCGGGAAGCCUGCGCAAAGCAAAAUGGCAGGGCUGGAGCAGCGUAAGAAAACUUUGCUCAAGGAAUUUCAAGAGAAAGACCGAGCGGGAGGCAUCGUGGACCGUCGCUUUGGCGAGAAUGAUCCAUCCAUGAGCUUAGAGGAUAGAAUGCUAGAGCGGUUCACGAAAGAACGACAACGAGUGUCUCGGGGGGCUACGUUCAAUUUAGAAGACGAGGACGAGCUUACGCAUUAUGGACAGAGUCUAUCCAAACUGGACGACUUUGAUGAUGUGGAGAUGGGCUUAGAUGACGAAGAAGAGGAGCAAGGUCAAAUUGACCGCGAGGUGGUCCAAAAAGCUCACUUCGGAGGAUUUGACGACGAUGACGAUGGAGAAGAGGACGGGGCGCCUGCAAGGAAGAAGUCCAAAGCCGAGGUCAUGGCGGAAGUCAUGGCCAAAAGCAAGGAGCAUAAACUUCUAAGGCAAAUGGAGCGAGAGAAAGAAGACAAUGUCCGACACGAACUGGAUGAAGCUUUUGAUUCGCUACGAGACUUGUUAUUUGUGCCAGUCGCUUCUACUUCCGACUCUGCAGCUGAAACAUCGAAAGAGGCUUUUACAAAAGAAGCCUCUGCUGCAACUGAUCCGCUAGACGGUCUCGAAACACAAGAUCUUGAUUAUGACCAACGAGUUCGCGAACUUGCAUUUGACAAGCGAGCGAAGCCUAAGGACCGAACAAAGACAGAGGAAGAAAUGGUGCUGGAGGAGAAGGAGACCCUAGAAAAGGCAGAGCGCCGGCGGCAAAAACGAAUGCUGGGACUAGAUGAUAGUGACAGCGAAGGCGAAGAUGUGCCAAAGAAGAGGAAGAGGAGAAGAGAGGUAGACGAUCUCGAUGAUGAUUUCGUUGACCAAGAUGAAGAAUGGGCGGGCAUCGGUGCUGGAUUAGGCGAUCGUCAAGCUGACGAUGUUUCAGGGUCUGAAAGUGAAAGCGGCGAGGAAGAUGGCGAAGAUAGCCAGGAAGAUGAGGAGAGUGGCGACGAUGAAGGACGGCCGUUAGGCGACAUAUCUGACCAUGAGGAUCUGACGACAAAUACUACCGCGAAAAAAGUUGUGUCGGCAUCCAAAUCCAAGGAGUUGCCUUAUACCUUUAUCUGCCCGUCGACGCAUGCCGAGUUCCUGGAUAUCGUGGAUGGUAUCGACGAUAAGGACGUCCCAACUGUCGUCCAUCGAAUUCGGGCCUUGCACCACACCAGUUUGGCGCCUGAGAACAAACUCAAACUUCAAGCCCUGACAGGUGUACUUAUCGAUCAUGUUCUUUUUCUUUGCUCUCCUCCGACCCCCCGCCUUACUCAUCUCUCUGCCCUCUUACCGCACCUCUUCGCCUUGACUAAAGCAUAUCCCGUGCAAUCAGCGGAGUUCUUUGUUAAAAAGCUUACUCUCAUGCACAAAAACCUCAAUCGAGGAUUGUCUCGCGGAGCGCUCAACCCCGAGGCCAAAAUAUGGCCUGGUCUUCCAGAGUUAUCCUUGCUGCGCAUUAUCGGCGUUACUUGGUCGACCAGUGACUUGAACCACGCGGUCGUCUCACCUACCCGAGUGCUCAUGGGGGCGUACCUGGGGUUGGCGCGAGUCCGUUCACUCGCCGACAUUGCGAGUGGACUUUUCCUCUGCUCCUUGUUUUUGCAGUUUGAAAAGUUAUCCAAGCGUUUGGUCCCGGAAGCAGUCAAUUUCGUUAUCAAUGCAGUCUUGCAUCUUGCCCCGAAUAGCUAUAAGGAUGCAUCUGCUCUCCCGGGGUCUUUCCCCUCACCCGAUUUCAGAUCUGAGUUAUCUAGCUCCUUCACGGUUCAACAUAGCACCGGAUCUCCCGCGAGCCAGAAGGUGAACUUAUUGGAAGUCCUGGAAGCAGGUUCUGUGAAUGAAGAAACAAAACUUGGUCUUCUCAAUGCAGCAUUGGAUCUCGUGGCGCGGUUUGCGGAGCUGUAUAAGGGCUUAGAGGGGUUCGUGGAACUAUACGAUCCUAUUUCCACCAUCUUGAAACAUAUGUUGAAACAAACCGAGCUCAGCGAAGCUCUCCAGUCACGCAUAAAAGCCGUCUCAGAUAGCACCAAGAGACUUUUGCUGUUUGCACGGCAAGCACGGCAGCCUUUGCAGCUGCAGGCUCAUAAGCCUAUUCCUAUACCUACCUACAUUCCCAAGUUCGAGACGUCGUCAUCCUCUUAUCUUCGCCAUCAAGAUCCUGAUCACGAGCGGAACGAGGCUGCGAAGUUACGGAAUCAAUAUAAGAAGGAGAAGAAGGGGGCGAUUCGGGAGCUUCGAAAGGACGCCAAAUUCCUUGCAGGCGUGCAGCAACAGAAGCAGAAAGAUAAAGAUAGGGUGUAUAACGAAAACAUGCGGCGUGUUUUCGGGUCUAUUGAGGGCGAGAGAGCGGAGGAAAAGUCGAUGGAGAGAGAGAAAGCGAAGGAGAAACGGAGAGCAGGACGGAAGUAACUUGGUGCUCAGGGUUCUCGUUGUCGAUUACCUUCUUUACGUCGUCUCCCUGGCGCUCUAGAUAGAACAUAGCAUCCUGGCAUUGGCCUCAAAAAUGUCGCAUCUGUUGUCUUCGUCUUUUCAACUACUCGCUCAUUUAUCAAGAAACUUGGGGGUCUGUCGGACAACUUUAGUAUUGGGAGGUCGAUUUAUUUAAGGGAAGGAAAAAGGGGUAGUCCGACUGUAUCUUGAAUAUGUAUUCGGUCCUGUAGC